GCCCUAUUUCCAAGGUUGCUCUUCAAGCGGAAAGUCACCUCUUCGUGUGGCUCAGGGAGAAGCUAAUGACAGCUAGCUUAGUAUCGCUUGCUGGCACACGCAUAAUUACGGGAGAAGACUCAUAUAAUCCUAUUCUAAAGACACAUUCAGGUUUUGUGUGUUUAGAAACGUGUCAGGUAUUUAAAAAUAGAGUCUACAUUUUAAUACGGGCUACGUCAGUAUCGCCACCGUCUUGUUUAGCCUAGCUUCCAAUUCCUAGCCGGUGUCAUCUGAAUUCCUCCCCAAAUCUCAAACUACCACCAUGGCUGCAUUGAGAGCGUCCUACCACAGGAUUCUGGACCGGAUCGAGCAUAUGCUGCCCGCCAAACUGAGACCGCUGUACAACCACCCGGCAGGUCCCAAAACCGUGUUCUUCUGGGCUCCGAUGUUCAAAUGGGGCCUGGUUGCAGCAGGUUUGGCUGACAUGACGCGACCAGCGGAAAAACUGAGUACCUCCCAGUCUGCGGUACUGACGGCAACCGGCCUUAUCUGGUCCAGAUAUUCGCUGGUCAUUGUCCCAAAGAACUGGAACCUGUUUGCUGUCAACUUCUUUUUGGGAUGCGCUGGAGGCUCACAGCUCUACAGGAUUUGGAGAUACAAUCAGGAUCAAAAGGCUCAGGGAGCAAUACAAUCCUGACCGACAGCACUGAAGUUAACGGGCAGCAUCGCGCCACGGCGCCAACUGACCUGCCCCUAACGUCCCUCUCGACACUUGUACAUCAUCACGUCGUCAUUUCCACCUAACAUCCAUGCCAGCAACAUGAUCCGACCAUUUCUCUGCUGGAAAUGUGCACUUUCCUAAAGGUUUCGAGUUUCCUCGGGAUAUUGGACAUUUUAAGAAAAGAGAAAUAAGUGCAAGUAAAACACGAGAAUGAUGGUCACCAACGCACAAGUUAUUUGAUUGUACAUUUACUUGAUCAUUUUUAAGUUGUGGCAAUCAUUACCUCAUGUAAUCAUUUCCAAAAAACAUGUUUGGUUUUGAAUGUGUCCAAAGUCACUGAAGGUUGUCGUAUGUUAUUCUCACCGGUAUUUAUAAUACGGUUAUUAAAUUGAUUCAUUUAAAUGGCUUUAAAUUUAUAACAAAUUAAGUUCAUUGCUUCAAGUUUUCAUCUGGUGCUAACGGCAUCAUUUCCAUUAAACCUGUGCAGCUUGUAAAGCUACACAAGUGUUAGCUAACACUGGUACUUGAACUAAUAUAAAAUGCCUAUUUAUUGUGUGUACACCUACUUUUAAAUCACUUUUGACCCCCCUCACAAUUGUUAAUUUUACCCCCCCUCCCUUUCACUGUAAUGGCAAUAAUUGAUUUCACUUUAAUGUCACCUAAUCUACUGAUGGAUGGAACAAAUGGCACUUUGAGGCAAUGUGGAAAUGUAAUGACUUAUGUGUGUGGCUAUUAAACCCAGUUCAACUAAUUUGUGGG
Molecule: messenger RNA, 1459 nt
Organism: Corythoichthys intestinalis (scribbled pipefish)
Lineage: Eukaryota; Metazoa; Chordata; Actinopteri; Syngnathiformes; Syngnathidae
Gene: mpc2b
Product: mitochondrial pyruvate carrier 2b
Exons: 5
Coding region: 302-676 (124 amino acids)
Biological process (GO): pyruvate import into mitochondria
Cellular component (GO): mitochondrial inner membrane
Molecular function (GO): pyruvate transmembrane transporter activity
Source: RefSeq, a predicted model, not a curated record